CAAAGACCCGGCUGAAUUUAGUGUUGCCCCUUUUAAAGAAAUGAUUUUAGGCAGAAUAGAUUUUGGGUCAAAUGAAAGUUUGGGAGUUGACAAAUGCAAGUUUAGAUCAAGCGCCAAGAAGGUUGAAAAGAGAAUCUAAGACUAGGAGAAAAGAAGAUAUGAAGAUCUUAUGGUGGGUGAGUUUAGUAUUUGUAAUUACUAAUGUUGGUGCUUUGGCUGAAGAACCCCAGCUAAGCUCGCCUCGUGUUGUUUUCCAGACAAAUCAUGGAGAUAUUGAAUUUGGAUUUUACCCUAGUGUUGCACCGAAAACUGUUGAUCACAUUUUUAAGCUUGUGCGUCUUGGUUGCUAUAACACCAACCACUUCUUCAGAGUUGAUAGGGGGUUUGUAGCCCAAGUGGCAGAUGUUGCAAGUGGAAGAUCAGCUCCCAUGAAUGAGAAGCAAAGAAGGGAAGCUGAAAAGACAAUUGUUGGUGAAUUUAGUGAUGUAAAACACGUGAGAGGUAUUCUCUCUAUGGGGAGAUAUUCUGAUCCAGACAGUGCACAGUCCUCGUUUUCAAUACUUCUUGGAGAUGCUCCUCAUCUUGAUGGGCAGUAUGCAAUAUUUGGGAAAGUCACUAAAGGUGAUGAGACUUUGCGAAAGCUUGAGGAACUUCCUACCCAUCGUGAGGGGAUCUUUGUAAUGCCUGUGGAGCGCAUCACGAUUCUUUCAUCCUACUAUUAUGAUACCGAGUUGGAGAGUUGCAAACAGGAAAGGGGUAUCUUGAAGCAAAGGCUUGCUGCAUCCGCUGUUGAAAUUGAACGACAGCGAAUGAAAUGCUUUCCUUGAAUAUCAAAACAACAUCUGGAUCAGCAAAGGAAAUGGUCAAGACCUUGCUGUUGUGUAUGAAGUCAGAGACAGGGUUGCAGGUAUGAAUUCUGGUAGAAAAUUGGUGACCAGAAAGUGUUCAAUACCAUGUACCUAGCCAUGGUAAAAAGAAGGAAAGAAAGUUUACGUUGACCUGAAAUCCUCUUGAUUUUGCUUUCAAUUUUCAUCUAGUGCUGACAGCUGAGAACAUGGGUUUGUGAUGAAUAAUAAUGAUUGUGAUUAAGUGUACUGAAUAUCUAUCUGGGCAAACUUCAAUAUAUUAAUCUUUCAAUUUCUUUGAA
This is a messenger RNA of Gossypium raimondii (Peruvian cotton), 1147 nucleotides long. RefSeq names its product peptidyl-prolyl cis-trans isomerase CYP23. Gene Ontology annotation, molecular function: peptidyl-prolyl cis-trans isomerase activity. The coding region runs from base 72 to 827 and encodes 251 amino acids. The record is from RefSeq and is a predicted model, not a curated record. NCBI's taxonomy places the organism in Eukaryota, Viridiplantae, Streptophyta, Magnoliopsida, Malvales, Malvaceae. Gene Ontology annotation, biological process: protein peptidyl-prolyl isomerization. The transcript is spliced from 8 exons.